This is a messenger RNA of Salarias fasciatus (jewelled blenny), 2558 nucleotides long. It is a transcript of the gene vipas39, whose product is annotated as VPS33B interacting protein, apical-basolateral polarity regulator, spe-39 homolog. Gene Ontology annotation, biological process: vacuolar transport; intracellular protein transport. The transcript is spliced from 19 exons. Lineage: Eukaryota; Metazoa; Chordata; Actinopteri; Blenniiformes; Blenniidae. Bases 112 to 1569 code for a protein of 485 amino acids. Gene Ontology annotation, cellular component: cytoplasm. The record is from RefSeq and is a predicted model, not a curated record.
UCAGUGGGGGGAGUUGUUCAGGUGGGAGGUGUUGUCUCAGUGGGUGGAGGUGUCCCGCUGGGUGGAGGUGUCCCGCUGGGUGGAGGUGUCCCGCUGGGUGGAGGUGUCCCGAUGAUGAAGAAGAGCGAGGAAGACGAGUACUGGAACAGCUCCAAGUUCAGAGCCUUCACCUUCGAUGACGAAGACGACGAGUUCAGCAGACUCAAAGAGUCGCGGCAGGCCAUCCGUCGGCUGGCGGAGGAAGACGAAGAUGAAGACGAGGUGGAGAAAGUCAGCUGGAGCGGCGAGCCAAUCGGCAGCAUCUCCUGGUCUGUGAAGGAGACGGAAGCGUCCAAUCAGAGGACGGACAGAGAGCCCGCCUUCCCCAGAAUCACCACGGACACGCCCACUCUGAGCAAGAGCCAAUCAGGAUCCUCCCUCAGCUCCCUCAGCUCCCUGUUCAAAGGAAAAACCAGAGGAAACUUCCAGAACAUCAGUGAAACUCCGUCUGUCCGUCUCUUCGCUCCUGAACUGAGGAAGUCCAGGACUGAUACCAAGGAUUCUGACGGCGAGUUCUCACCUGAAGAGACGGUCCGGAGGAUGCAGCACGGGAAGGCGGUGUCCCUGGAGAAGUUCCGCUCUCUGCAGGACAAACUGCUGCUGCUGGACUCUGCUGUCCUCGGUCACCAUGGAAACGUCAUCACUGCUGUUCUGAUCCACCUGAAGAGGACUCUGAGUAAAGACGUCCUGUUUGCAGAGCUGCGGUCCAGACAGACGGCUCUGAGACACUUCGUCCAGUACCUGACCGAGACCCGAGACCAGGACCUGCUGCUGGAGCUGCUCAGGUCCCUGAACAGGACGGAGGACGUGGCGCUGCUGCAGUACCGAGAACAGCUGAGCCUCAGCGACGCCCCCAGGAGGCGGGACUUCCUGAAGACCUGCCUCAGCCUUCCAUUCUCUGCAGACGACCUGGCCCACAUCCAGGAUCAGCACGACCUGCUGGACCGACAGAUCCUCAUAGAGGACUCGGACGCAGCAGUGGAGCGUGAGGGGAAGCUGGACGUCUUCAGGAAGUUUCCUCGGAAAGCUUCAAUCCUGAACAUGCCUGUGAUUACUACCCUGUACUACUGCUGCCUGUACCACUACUCUGAGCAGGGGACCUUCAGCAGUCCGUCCAGCGUCCGGCAGACCUUCAAGCUCUCGGAGAAGCAGUACUUCGUGACGGCGCUGGCGGCGCGGGCCAAGCUGAAGGCGUGGACGGACGUGGACGCUCUGUUCAGCAGCAGGAACUGGCUGGGCUUCACCCGCAAGAGAGCUCCAAUCAGCUUCCAGCGCGUGGUGGACAUCCUGCACCGAAACUCCGCCCCCUCCCAGGUCCUGCAGGACUACAUUGGCCUGGUGGACGACCCCCAGCAGCGGGUGUCUCUGGCGUCCAGACACCGGUGUCACGACGUCGUCAUCAACACGUAUCGGGACAUGAAGGACCGGCAGCUGUUGCUAGGAUACCGUGCGAAGGUGGAGCGGGGCUCGGCGGCCGAGAGGAAGAUCGACGAACUCCUCAGCCAACCGCAAAUCCGCUGGAAGAACUGACCGACAACCGACUCACAGCCAUCCAACAACCGACCGUCAACCGACUGACAGCCAUCCAACAACCGACCGUCAACCGACUGACAGCCAUCCAACAACCGACCGACAACCGACUGACAGCCACCCAACAACCAACCGACAACCGACUGACAGCCAUCCAACAACCGACCGUCAACCGACUGACAACAGACAACCAACAACCGACUGACUGACGAUUGACAACCGACUGACAGCCAUCCAACAACCGACUGACAGCCAUCCAACAACCGACCGACAACCAACUGACAGCCAUCCAACAACCGACUGACAACAGACAACCAACAACCGACUGACUGACGAUUGACAACCGACUGACAGCCAUCCAACAACCGACUGACAUCUGACUGACAACUAACAACCGACUGACAGCCAUCCAACAAUCGACUGACAUCUGACUGACAACUAACAACCAACUGACAGCCAUCCAACAACCGACUGACAACAGACAACCAACAACCGACUGACUGACGAUUGACAACCGACUGACAGCCAUCCAACAACCGACUGACAGCCAUCCAACAACCGACCGACAACCAACUGACAGCCAUCCAACAACCGACUGACAACAGACAACCAACAACCGACUGACUGACGAUUGACAACCGACUGACAGCCAUCCAACAACCGACUGACAUCUGACUGACAACUAACAACCGACUGACAGCCAUCCAACAACCGACUGACAUCUGACUGACAACUAACAACCAACUGACAGCCAUCCAACAACCGACUGACAACAGACAACCAACAACCGACUGACUGACGAUUGACAACCGACUGACAGCCAUCCAACAACCGACUGACAUCUGACUGACAACUAACAACCGACUGACAACCAACAACCGACCGACAACCAACAACCGACUGACAACUGACAACCGACUGACUGACUGACAACCGACUGACAGCCAUCCAACAACUGACUGACGUCUGACUGACAACCAACAACCGAC